This is a messenger RNA of Lactuca saligna, 2196 nucleotides long. The record is from the annotation of a GenBank genome assembly. Lineage: Eukaryota; Viridiplantae; Streptophyta; Magnoliopsida; Asterales; Asteraceae.
AUGGAAGGACAUGCUUAUGCUAGACGGUUGAAAGAAAACGAAAAAAAGUUGGUGGCCGACUUGACAAGUCAGAAUGUUGAACCACACAACAUACUCUCGAUACUAAAAGAGCAUGAUGAGAAUAAUGUUUCUAUACUCAAAACCAUAUACAAUGCACAAUACAAGCUUCACUCGUCCCAGAACGAUGGAAAAACUCCGAUGCAGGUUCUUAUGAGAAUUUUGAAUGAUAAAAAAAUUGUUAUCGAGUUUUCCGUAAAUAAUAUUUCAAAUGAAUUGGAAAACCUGUUUUUCAUUCAUCCUCUGUCGUUAGAUAUAUGGCAAACAUUUCCACACGUUUUGAUUAUUGAUGCAACAUACAAAACAAACAAAUAUGCUAUGCUUUUUGUUGAUAUUGUUGGAGUAACUUCAACCAACAAGACAUUCAGCAUUGCUUUUGCCUUUAUCAUUAACGAAAAGGAGGAAAGCUAUAAGUGGGUGUUAACGUGUCUAAGGUUGACACUAGAAAAGUGCAUGCAACCACGCGUUAUAGUGACAGACAGAGAAUUGGCAUUGGUGAACGCAUGCCAACAAGUUUUCCCUUAUGUAACUCGCUUACUUUGUCGAUGGCACAUUACCGAAAAUAUUAGAAAGCAUUGUAAGGCGCUAAUCCCAUUGAAAGCUGAGUGGAAAUCCUUUCGUGCUAUGUGGAGUAUACUUGUUGAGUCUCCAACAUGGACAUCAUACACUGAAAACUACAGAAAACUACAGUCAAUGUUAAGAGAACAUCAAGAUGUUUUACAGUAUUUGGAUGAUGUUUGGUUAAACAAGUAUAAGGAAAUGUUUGUCUCUGUUUGGAUUGAUCAACAUUUGAACUUUGGACAACGAACCAGCCGCAGAGUUGAGGGCCAACAUUCAGCGUUAAAGAAGUACUUACAAGAAAAAAAUUAUUCUUUAGCCAAGUUUGUUGGUGCUAUUGAUCGGUUUGUGAAGUCUCAACUUACAGCGAUAAAUGAGAGUUUUGAAAAGAGCAAGAUCGUCUCCAAACACAAACACAAAUUUUCGUGUUUCGAUUUGUUGCGGGGUAAUGUUUCACUUAAAGCUCUGGAUAUGCUUGUAGAGGAACUUCAACGGGUACAUCAAGUUGACUCUUCAAACUGUGGUUGUAAACAACAAAAUAGUUGUGACUUACUACGUGCUUGCAUGCUAUCAACAUACUUGAACUCCGGUGAGUGCAUUCCAUUGGAAUCAAUAGAUGUAUUCUGGAGAAAACUUAAAAUUUCACCGUCUAUUCCUAUGGAAAAUGAGGAUAUAUGUGGUGAUGGUAAAUUUGAAGUGUUUAAAGAAACCUACAAUAAACAACCGGAAGCUGUGAAAAAAAGCAUGAUGAGAAAGCUACUAGAUAUAUUCCAGCCUAGCAAAACACACAUUAGAGAACCCGCAAUUCAAAAAAAUACGCGUGGACGACCAAGUUUGAAGAAACAAAAACAAAGACAAACUGAUUCUAUCAAUCAAGCUCCUAGAAGAUGCAGCUUUUCAACCGUGCCAAAAUUUAAUGAGUUGAACAAUAGGGAACCAGCAAGACAUAGUUCAUACAUAACCACAAUUCCAGACUUGAAUGAAAUUCCAGACUUAAAUGAAAUUCCAGACUUGAAAGAAGAGCCAGACUUGAAUGAAAUUCCAGACUUGAAGGAAGAGCCUCAAUCAUGCUACAAUCAUCGACUAAUAGAUGAAAUUCAAGUGAUGUUUCAUCCUUACAUCACACACGAGUUAUUGAGUUCGUAUGAUGCAUAUGCUAGAGUUUUCACUGAUGAAAUCGGUGAACUAUAUACUUCGUUGAAUUUCUUACAAUCACCGGCACCUACGAGAUAUUGGUUACUUAUGCCUGAAACAAGUAUCCUCAUUGCCAACAGAUUUGGUGUAGUCCUUACUUUUUUAACCAACAGAUUUGGCUCACUCACUUUCUUUCCUCUUUGGAAAGGCACAGAAGAAUUUUUGUACCAUCGCGUUAUUACGAUUUCACUUGUAUAUGGUAAUCAUUAUGUAAUGGUACAAUUAGAAGGAGAUAGCCCACUGCCUACCAUUUCAGCUUUUUGGAUCCACCACAGAGCCCCAUGUGCAGCUGGAUGGGAAACUAUGUUCAUGUCACGUCUAGAACUGUAUAGACAACUGAAACCUUACAAUCCCGAAACACCUUUUAUAACUAUAGAGGAUUGUUAG